Molecule: messenger RNA, 1534 nt
Organism: Neocloeon triangulifer
Lineage: Eukaryota; Metazoa; Arthropoda; Insecta; Ephemeroptera; Baetidae
Product: transmembrane reductase CYB561D2-like
Exons: 4
Coding region: 126-890 (254 amino acids)
Molecular function (GO): transmembrane monodehydroascorbate reductase activity
Source: RefSeq, a predicted model, not a curated record
AGACUCUCGAGAUCGUGGCAGUUGAUAGCGAUUGUUUAUUAAACAGCAGCAGACUGACGUACGCCUAGUCUCUGGUUGGUUGCCGCGUGGUCAGCACACACAAACAACAAGAAUAUAGUGCAAACAUGGCAUCAAAGCUGGACUCGGCGAGCCUAGAGAUGGGCGGACGCAUGAACGGAAACGGCAUCUCGGCCAAAUCUGCCCACGGCGGCGAGUGGCAGAAAAGCGCCGGAGCGCCCGACUUUAAACUCACCCUGCUCAGUUUGGUCGACGCCGUGUGUCAUGGGGUGGCGAUUUCGCUCGCAAUUUACCUUUUCUACGACUGUUUGCGCGAGUACCAGCUGCUUUCAUGGCACGCACCGCUUUUUACUCUGGCGUACAUGCUGUUUAUGACCGAGGGCUUCCUGAUCUUCCUGCCGCACAGUGCGCUCACCAGGGGCUGGAGCCGCAAGCAUCUGGUCAAGCUGCACUGGAUACUGCAGCUUAUCGGCUUCAUCUGCAUUGUUCUCGGCAUGAUCAUCAUCGUGGUUUACAAACUUUUGAACAACAAACGCCACUUUGCCAAACCGCAUUCCAUCACCGGACUAGUGGCGGUUAUUUUCGCCGUUGUGGUCAGUCUCUUCGGAUGGUGGACCAGGAUUAACAGGAAGUACCACUAUGGUUUCAAGUUAUCGACGCUGAAACUAUUCCACGCCGGUCUGGGAGUGGUGGCCUACGGCGUUGGGGUUGCGGCACAGGUGCUCGGCUACUACUCCAACUAUUACAUAAAGAAGCACGACGUCGACUGGCGAGUGUUCCUGUCUGUGAUCACGGCCCUCCUGGGCACGACCACCUUCCUCUUUGCCGUGGCUAGUCUUUACAAAAGACUGAGAACUUAUCUGCAUAAGUGAAAAACACACCGGCCGCAGGCAAACACAAACGUGAUUUCAGAUCUGCUUGUGGGGUAAUUUGAGAUUCGACGCCAACACUCAGAAUUCGAUUUACUUCGCAAAAUUGUAAUUUAAUGUAAAUUUUUAAUAUGGAAAAAUGUGUGAAUUAAAAAUUGAUAAACGUGACUUUCAAUUAUUUAAAUAACAAAAUUGUAAUUUAACUUAUAUUUCCGCGAGAAUUGUGCGAAAUGAAUGAUUUAAAUAACAAUUGAAGCGAUUUCUCUUCAAAUGACUGCAGUUCAGAUGUGAGAAACGUGGGCGUCGGAAUUAUUUGCCGACACGUACCAGCCCAUAAAGUUCAAAGGGCCUCUUCUUUAUUACGCCCCAUUCAGCUCCUUGUCGUUGGUCUCUGGUGCAGGUAUUUCCUUUGAACGAACCGAGCGAGUGCUUUGAUAAAGUACAUUAUUUCUGCGCUUGCGGUCGGAGGCUGCAAAAAUGUGUUUCGCCGUCAGCACCUUCAUUGUCAUCGUGCCCUUGCCAAUGACACUUCGCCCUCCUCCGACUUACGCGCCGGUGACGGAAUUUCCAUCAAGAAGUUUGCUCGCAGCUCUUCUCAUAAAAAGAAAAGUGAAACUUCCAAUCGUUUUUUUUUUUGUGGGGAAUUU